Molecule: messenger RNA, 2421 nt
Organism: Hyaloscypha bicolor E
Lineage: Eukaryota; Fungi; Ascomycota; Leotiomycetes; Helotiales; Hyaloscyphaceae
Product: F-box/WD repeat-containing protein-like protein
Exons: 5
Coding region: 168-2288 (706 amino acids)
Cellular component (GO): Set1C/COMPASS complex
Molecular function (GO): histone binding
Source: RefSeq, a predicted model, not a curated record
GCGUCUGCCGAGUGUGCAGAUUGAUGAUCCAGCCUCUUCGACCCCAAGAUCCACAUUUCAAUCAGCGUGGUCAGCAUUCCGAAUCACCACGUUAACCAUCGACAGAGACAGGACAUUCACCACGCAUCGAGAUUCUGCGAGGAUAAAUAUAAUUGCAGCAAGACAAGAUGGACGGCUACCGGCCUCUGAGCUUGACGGAGAGGAGGGCGUCAAUGGUGUUCAACAAUGAAGAUAACGACCUCUCUCCCACUCGAGCGACCCUGACCCUCAACACCAACACCAGCGUGCGUCUACCGCAGAGAGUCGAGAAAGUAUCAGUGCAAUCGAGACCAAGAGGACCACCGACGCCAAACAUGACAACCCCCUCUGCAGACCCGGAUUCUCCCACACAUUCGAGCCACGAUCCGCCCCCGCCUCCAACACCUGCCGCCAGCCCGGGACCAGACCACCCCCAGCCAGAUUGGAGCGAUGCCGGAGACCAAGAAGAUUUCUUCCUGGCGAAGAUACGGCACUACUUCAAGAACAGAUCGCCUCCUGAGCGGACACGGAUCUUGGCAGAUCUGCUGAACCUCUGUACGAGCCAACAACUCAGCUUCGUGCGGCAGUACGUAGAUCCAUUGUUAAAGAAGGAUCCUUUCACCAGCUUGCCCAACGAGAUUUGCUUACGGAUCCUCUCCUGUAUUGACGACCCAAAAGUCCUUGCCCGAGCAUCGCAGGUAUCACAACGGUGGCGGGAAUUGCUUGCAGAUGAUGUGACAUGGAUGAAGCUCUGCGCAAAGUACGACUACGACCGCCGCAUGUCAGAAAACCACCACUCGACCCCUCCAUUCUCUACCCUUCGGCCACCGCCAAACCCUAUCCACAGCAGCUAUUUCGAGAGCGAGCAUCCUACGCAUUCGUAUCCUGGGGCUACAGCUGUGGCUCCGUAUAUGCAGGGCAAUUCGAGGAGUUUUGAUAGUUCGAUGAGUGGUGCUGCGCCGAGGAGACCGAAGAUCAGAUCAUACAAGAGCCAUUUUAAACAACGGCAUUUGGUAGAAACGGCGUGGAAGACGGGUGGGCAGAAUAUUGCCAGGCAUAUUACGCAAGAUCAAGGUGUGGUGACGAGUCUGCAUUUGACGCCGAAGUACAUCGUGGUUGCGCUGGAUAAUGCGAAGAUCCAUGUUUUCAACACGGAAGGUAACCAGCAGAAGACUUUACAGGGGCAUGUUAUGGGCGUUUGGGCGAUGGUUCCGUGGGAUGAUACCCUGGUCAGCGGUGGCUGUGAUAGAGAUGUGCGGGUUUGGGAUAUGUCAACUGGCGAGAGUCUGCAUACACUUCGAGGCCAUACUUCGACAGUCCGCUGUUUGAAAAUGAGCGAUUCAAGUACAGCUAUUUCCGGGUCAAGAGAUACCACGUUGAGAGUCUGGGAUAUUAAAACGGGACUGUGCAAGAAUGUUCUUGUGGGCCAUCAAGCGAGCGUUAGAUGUCUAGAGAUCAAGGGCGAUAUUGUCGUUUCUGGAAGCUAUGAUACAACCGCGAGGGUAUGGAGUAUCUCUGAGGGAAGGUGUUUACGCACACUUUCGGGGCAUUUCUCGCAGAUCUAUGCAAUUGCGUUUGAUGGCGCGAGGAUAGCUACUGGGAGUUUGGAUACCAGUGUGCGAAUAUGGGAUCCGAAUAAUGGAUCUUGCCAAGCAAUCCUUCAAGGGCACACCUCACUGGUUGGCCAAUUACAGAUGCGAGGAAAUACUUUGGUUACAGGAGGCUCAGAUGGUUCAGUUCGAGUCUGGUCAUUAGAAAAGAUGGCACCGAUACACCGACUUGCAGCACACGAUAAUAGCGUAACAAGCUUGCAGUUUGACGAUACACGGGUAGUGAGCGGAGGCAGCGAUGGCAGAGUCAAAGUCUGGGAUCUGAAGACUGGGCAGUUGGUCAGAGAACUGACAGCUCCAGCCGACGCUGUGUGGAGAGUUGCAUUCGAAGAAGAGAAAUGCGUGGUUAUGGCCAGCCGGUCCAACAGGACAAUCAUGGAGGUAUGGUCCUUCUCCCCACCCGAAGAUGUCCUCUACGAAGCACAACCUCCGACACUCGCCCAACGAAUGCUCAACGCCCCUGCUCGACCACUCUCCGCCGUUGAAUACCGCAGCACGGGCACGCAAGACCAACCGAUGAGUGGGCUGAUAAGCAGUAGCGCCGAGGAGAGGAUGCAGGUUGCGUUUGUGAAGGAGACUGAGGAUGUCGAUAUGUUAGAUCCGCAGCCGAGUACGGCGCCGCUGCAGCAGACAGGGCCGACUUUCUUUCAUGACGAUUAAGGGAAGGUUCCUGAGUAACUCCUUAUUCAACAUCUGAAACUUGAGGGAUAUGGGAAGCUGCUUCGCUCCAUUAUGAGCUUAUCGGGGAUACCAAAAUACAAAGGAAAAGGGGCAGGAUCCCACCUCGAAAACA